This is a messenger RNA of Dermacentor silvarum, 2192 nucleotides long. RefSeq names its product probable cytochrome P450 49a1. Gene Ontology annotation, molecular function: oxidoreductase activity, acting on paired donors, with incorporation or reduction of molecular oxygen; heme binding; iron ion binding. The record is from RefSeq and is a predicted model, not a curated record. NCBI's taxonomy places the organism in Eukaryota, Metazoa, Arthropoda, Arachnida, Ixodida, Ixodidae.
CUCAGUUCGGGGAGCGUUCUUUAUUUUUGCGUAUAGACAUGGAGAGAAUAUUUCGCCAUUUCGCAAGGAAAAUAAUGACAGGUUAUCUCAAGCGAGCUUUGUCUAGCGUAGCUCGAGCGGUUGACGCGAGAGACGCUGCGGUUGCGAAGCCUUUCUCCGAGAUUCCCAAGAUUCCCGGCCUGCCAGUGAUCGGAAGUUCUUGGAUGUACCUUCCAUUAGUAGGCAGGUACGACGUUCGCGACAUCAACCACGCUGCCUGGGAUAUACAUCGCCGAUACGGGCCCAUCGUGGCGGAACAGUUUGCCGGACGGCGGGUGCUGGUGCACCUGUUUAGGGCCGACGACAUUCGAACCUUGUACCAGGAGGAAGGCCGUACGCCGUACCGCGCCGGGGCUCUGCCUUUGAAGCUGUACCACGAGAUGCGGCGGGAUCGGUACUUCGCAAACCACGGCCUGGCAAAUGCGCAGGGCGAGGAGUGGCGCCGUAUCCGUUCAAGUACACAGCCAUUCACCACCAGGCCACAGACCGUGCUCUUGUACGCCGACGCCAUGGACACCAUCGCCGCCGACGCUGUGCGCCUCAUCGGUGCGUCGCGAGACGGCACGGGCGAGGUGGCCGACUGUCACCCCCUCAUGAGGAGGUGGGCGUUCGAGUCCGGGAUGCUUGUGUGCCUGGACCGGAGGCUGGGAGUCCUGCAGGAUCCUCUCGACCCUGAGUCAGACGCAGCCGUGAUGAUGUACAGUAUCCAAACAGUGUUUGAAAUGUUGGACACUUUGGUCACCGGUUUUCCAUUCUACCGCUACGUCACGACACCGUACUGGAGAACGUUCGUGCGCCGUGCAGACGCUACUACAGAGCGUAUGUUUAAGGUGAUUCAAGCAGCUGCCGAAGAAGCCGGCCAGAAGCACAAUAAACACAAUGCCACCAUUCUCGGCUACCUACAACGGGAAGGGCGGCUCACGACGAAAGAGAUUUUCACGUUCAUGAUGGACUUCCUAGUCGGCGCUGCCGAAUCGACUUCAACAGCGGCAACCUUCAGCCUGUACUGCCUGGCCAUGAAUCCGGAUGCCCAGGAAAGAGCGAGGCAGGAGGUGGUGUCCGUGCUGUGUGGUGCAGCCGACGGCACUUUGUCUGAAAAGUACCAAAAGCUCUCCUACGUGAAGGCAUGCAUCAGAGAGGCUCUUCGGCUGCAUCCAAUUGUACCGGGUGUCCAUCGCAAACUGGAUCAUGAUGUAGUGAUGUCCGGUUACAUAAUACCGGCAAACACUCUGAUGCGGACAGAGCCUUACGUAGCCGGGAGGCUGGAGGAGAACUUCACAAGGGCCUCUGAGUUCCUCCCCUGGCGCUGGCUCCACUCGGACGAGCAGGCCUCGAGUAAGGACAAAGAAGCCUGGAUGCUGCAUCCAUUUGCGUCACUCCCGUUCAGCGUGGGUCCACGUAUGUGCAUCGGGAGGAGGAUCGCAGAGAUGGAACUCUGCUUGCUAGUCGCUAAGGUGCUGCAGCAAUACCGCGUGGAAAACCACCACGGAGACAUCGGCUUCCAGUCCAGGAUGACAAGCCGACCAAUGCGUCCGGCAAGGUUUCGCUUCGUCGAAGUGGAAAAAGCUACAUCCACAUAAAACGCACACCGCGUUUUCUCAGUAGAGGCAGACCUACUAUGCCGGCUCACUGUUUGUGGCGUUCUGAUGCCGAGGAGAUGAGGUCACCGGUCAGAUACUCCAGUGACUGAAGGCGGAAGGCGAUAUGCCUGCGCAAGUUAAGAAACCUUAUACUCCGGUCACACGGAGCGUUUUAGAUGGCAAUAGAGCCAGAUCAGGGUCGAAAUCCUCGAUUGCGUUUUUUUUGUGCUAGCUGUGAAAGUGAACUAAUGGUUGUCGAGAAAUUCGAUUCCAAUGUGGCUCGACGGUGAUCGAGUGCACCAUGUGAUCGGAGUAUUACGCAGUGAAUAUUUUUUUCAGACUCUCAAGUUGUGUGACACGGGGGCGCAGCUUUGUAUUUUAAACAUGGGUAAAUAAAUCCGACAUGCAUUUCGCUUUUCCCGAAAAAGUAACGAAGUGUAUUUUCAUGCAUUUACAUUUAUUAAUGCUGCCUUAUUUAACUGAGAAAGUAAUGUGACGCACGCUGGUAUGGCUUGCAUCAUCUUACGCAAUCGUCGGCUGGCAACAUAAAUAUAACUUCCUCCGACUCGCUCA